Trichoderma breve is the source of this 1071-nucleotide messenger RNA. RefSeq lists its product as uncharacterized. Bases 1 to 1071 code for a protein of 356 amino acids. The record is from RefSeq and is a predicted model, not a curated record. NCBI's taxonomy places the organism in Eukaryota, Fungi, Ascomycota, Sordariomycetes, Hypocreales, Hypocreaceae. The transcript is spliced from 2 exons.
AUGGCAUCCAUUGUCUACCACCCCGGAGGCUGCUCGUCUGGAAAUGGCCUUGUGACGCUUGUUUCAGCUGGAUCAGCUGGCACUGGUACAUGCUUUUUCAACGAUGGCGCAUUCCCCAAUGGUAACCCAUCUGGAGGAUACGAGAUUCAAGGCAUGCCGGCCACAGUGUCGGUCACCAUCUCGCAAGGUCCACCUGAUGGCACCACUUGUGGCGAAGAGCUCAUUGCUCUGGAACACCAAAAUGGAUGCUACGACCUCCCGAAUCUUUCCAACAGAAUUUGGUGGGCAUUUUGCAACACCGGAAAAGAUUGUCCCGGUGUAACUGCGAAGCGCUCAUACCCUCCACCAAUCAUGGUCAAGAAGUCAGUCCCUGCCAUCGAAGAGAGGAAGAAAGAAACCAGAAGCCAGGGUGUAGUCUACACCGACGAGAAGGGUGAUUACCUCCUCAGUUCUACCGGCCGACGUGUCCCAGUUGUGUAUCACAACGAGACAUUGGAGGCGGAAUUGAACAGUUCCCCAAUUGAGAAGCGACAAAGCCAGACGUUCAACCCGCCCAGCAACUGCGUUUUGGAUUCCGGCACAUGUCAAUCUCUGGCUGAUUCUGGUCAGCUAAAGGCUCUUUGCGUCGACUGCGAGCAGGGCCUAGGAAAUGGAGUUAAAGCGUCUGGAUCCUCAAUGAUUGAUUGCCGAAACUCUGGUGGACCAUGCCCCGUCACAUUCACUGAUUCCGUCACUGUAACCGACACCAUCUCCGAGAGCAUUACCUUUGGAGCCACUAUCGGUGACACAGGCAAGGACGGUGCUAACGGAAAUGCAAACUUUAACUUUGGAAUCAGUGUUUCUAUUGCUACUACGCAUGGUACUUCUGAGGGACUGCUGAUCCCCCAGGGUAAAAUUGGUUUUGUUCAAUUCCAGCCCCAGGCUCAGCUCGGCACUGUUGUUACGACCAGCUCCCAAGGAAACGUUUGCGACAGCGCUGGCCUCAACAAGAUCUGUGGAGCUCAGCCGGGUAUCCUUGUUAGCAGCAACAACGAUGCUGAUGGACAGUACAGCGUGGUCCUGAGCAGCUAA